UUUCCAGGCCGACCUGUUUGGCUGCAGCAAGAAACGGAAAGCGAUUCCACUUCCCCUCCGACUCCCCGCUCCUCAUCCCCGACCCUCUCGGGUCGCCUCUCCCGAAGACAUUUGUGAAGCUGCGAUGGGGGCUAGGGUUUCCUAGUGCCGCUUCCCUCCAUCGCCGCCUUCGCUCAGCGCUCCGCUCCACCCGGACGGUAGAUCGAGUCUUCUCCAAGUCAAAUCACAUUUGGAUCUCUAGGCGUGCGCGAGGAGACAAGGAGCGAGCAGAUCAGCACCGCACCUGCUCCUGGGCAGCGGCGAGCAGAUUGGCACCCUCCUCCCCAUCGGCGACUUCCCUCUCCGUCGGGCAUCAGCGAAUAGGGGCCGUUCCCGUCCGCAGCUUCACUCCCCACCAGGGAUUCGACACCGUCUGCGCCUCCUUCCCGUUCCGGUGUGAGCGUCACUGAAACAGCAAGAUCGGUGCCCCGACGUCCCAUCGACGACCUCCCUCAACCGCACGGUCUCAGCUUCGUUUCCACAACGAGAGGCCGGGGUUUGGCCUGAGAGAAUGCAAGAUCCUAAUGGCGACGAUUUCUCUGCCCCAAAGUUGCACAAGAAGAAGGUUGUAUACCGGCCGCUUCCAUCAGGCAUGCUGAAGGGUGAACCUGAACUGCUGCGUAGAGAGGUUCCGCAUUCAUCAGGCAUGGUCCAUAAGCUGCCCAAAAGAAGCUUGAAGAGUGAGCGCCCUGCCACACCUCCAUCUGACAGAGGGACUCCUGAUUCCCUGCCGGACUCUGGUCCUACCGAUGAAUAUCGUGCGCUGCGGAGGAAAUACAUGAUGCUGGAGGAAGAGAACUUUGCCCUGGACCAAGAACUGAACAUGGAAGAUGAGGAAAUCAAGGCACUUGAGGAGGAAAAGCUUGCCCUUCUUGAUGAGCUCGUUGUCUUGGAAGGCCUUGUUGAGCCAUCGCAGCUGCAGUCUCACCGUAGGCCAUGAGUGUAGUAUUUUGGUUUCUGACUUUCUGUGAUUGCUGUCGUUUAGUGCAAUUCAGUAACCGGUACCUGUUAAUACGUUCUGGAUGUAAACAUUGUGGUUGAAAUAGCAUAAACCUGUUAUGAAUCGAAAACCCCUUAGAUUAAUCCUAGCAGGGUCAGCUACUUGUGUUUUGUGUAACAUGAUAGGGUAUUACAAUCAGAUGAAAAUUUGGUUGCAAGGGUA
Molecule: messenger RNA, 1201 nt
Organism: Panicum virgatum (switchgrass)
Lineage: Eukaryota; Viridiplantae; Streptophyta; Magnoliopsida; Poales; Poaceae
Exons: 2
Coding region: 551-979 (142 amino acids)
Source: RefSeq, a predicted model, not a curated record